AUGUCUGGACGCGGCAAGGGAAAGACCUCCGGCAGCAAGGCCGUGAGCAAAUCCUCCAAGGCUGGUCUGCAGUUCCCCGUCGGGCGCAUUGCUCGCUACCUGAAGAACGGUCGUUAUGCAGAGCGCAUCGGUGCCGGUGCCCCCGUGUACCUGGCAGCUGUCCUGGAGUACCUGGCGGCCGAGGUGCUCGAGCUGGCUGGCAACGCCGCUCGCGACAACAAGAAGACCCGCAUCGUGCCCCGCCACAUCCAGCUGGCGGUCCGCAACGACGAGGAGCUGUCCAAGCUGCUUGCUGGCGUGACCAUCGCCGAGGGCGGCGUGCUCCCCAACAUCCAGUCGGUGCUGCUGCCACAGAAGACCGCCAAGAAGGGCACCAAUGCGAGUUCUGACAUCCCUGACUGA
Messenger RNA from Auxenochlorella protothecoides, 402 nucleotides. RefSeq names its product Histone H2A. Gene Ontology annotation, molecular function: structural constituent of chromatin; protein heterodimerization activity; DNA binding. Lineage: Eukaryota; Viridiplantae; Chlorophyta; Trebouxiophyceae; Chlorellales; Chlorellaceae. Gene Ontology annotation, cellular component: nucleosome. The transcript has 3 exons. The coding region runs from base 1 to 402 and encodes 133 amino acids. The record is from RefSeq and is a predicted model, not a curated record.